AUGUCGGGGCGCGGCAAGGGCGGCAAGGGGCUCGGCAAGGGCGGCGCGAAGCGCCACCGCAAGGUCCUGCGCGACAACAUCCAGGGCAUCACCAAGCCGGCGAUCCGGAGGCUGGCCCGGAGGGGCGGCGUGAAGCGCAUCUCGGGGCUCAUCUACGAGGAGACCCGCGGCGUGCUCAAGAUCUUCCUCGAGAACGUCAUCCGCGACGCCGUCACCUACACCGAGCACGCCCGCCGCAAGACCGUCACCGCCAUGGACGUCGUCUACGCGCUCAAGCGCCAGGGCCGCACCCUCUACGGCUUCGGCGGCUGA
Molecule: messenger RNA, 312 nt
Organism: Triticum turgidum subsp. durum (durum wheat)
Lineage: Eukaryota; Viridiplantae; Streptophyta; Magnoliopsida; Poales; Poaceae
Source: the annotation of a GenBank genome assembly